Molecule: messenger RNA, 3658 nt
Organism: Polistes canadensis
Lineage: Eukaryota; Metazoa; Arthropoda; Insecta; Hymenoptera; Vespidae
Product: BTB/POZ domain-containing protein 1-like
Exons: 6
Coding region: 584-2239 (551 amino acids)
Biological process (GO): neurogenesis
Cellular component (GO): P-body; cytosol
Molecular function (GO): protein binding
Source: RefSeq, a predicted model, not a curated record
CAAAAUAAUUACAAUCAGACUUUAAAGAAAUACGUCCAUAAAUAAACGUGUUCUUCAAUAACUUCUGUAAAGAAUCUAACUUUUUCAUUCCAUGGUGGAUUUAAACCCGUCUUGUAUUACAAAUUGAAGGUAUCAUUAAUCGCAUGCACGUGUAUUUAACGAAAUGUAUGCAUAUUGGAUAUUAGAUUAGGGCGUUUACACACGAUGUCAUAUAAUAUAUAUGAAACUUAUCCGUCUUCUUUAACGGCUGAUUAUCAUCAUCAUUGAAAACACGAUUUUGUAAGUUUAACGAUCGUCCAUAGAGUCCUUAAAAAAAAGAAAAAUAGAAAUAAAAAUAAAAAGAAAAAGAUAAGAAAAGAGUAAGAAAGAGAACGGAAAAAUAAGGAAAAAACGUAAAAAAGAGGGCGGAAAAGGAGAAAGAGAGAGAGAAAGAGAAAGAAAAAUAGGAACGUCAAAGAAAAUGGAACACUGUUGAGAGGCACGGCGCCUCACGUCAAUAUAUGUUUUGUUGUGACACACGAUAUACGAUUGAAUAAAUGAAACGGGGCAAUAUAUCGAGAAAUACUACGUUUUCUGCGUGAAAAUGUCAACGGAAACGUCGUUGGGCGACGUGUCUAAUGUCGUCUCGAGGAUACACAAUUUGCGAUUAGGUAACGAAGACGGUGAGGAAGUUCAUAAUGGAAAUAAUGCAGUGGCAGAUGAAUCCACGAAUUCGGCACAAAAUGCACAGUCAAUUGGGACUCUAUCUCGUGCUCGACGUGCACUUAACUUUGUUUGGGACGAAGAACAGCCUACCACUUCUUCUACCUCGCGGGGCCUUGACGUUUCAUCGUCGAACGGUGAUAAACCUCCAACUAAUGCGGCUAAUACAAUUCACAUUGAUGGACAUCCUCAGAAUAAUGUAGCAUUUGAAAAUAGUCAUGGAUCAGCCGUAACUACAUACAAUUGGCAAGGUACAAAAGCUACUAUGCGCGAAAGGAUUGUUUUCCUUUUUAAUAACGAGAUAUUGUCGGAUGUGAGCUUCUUGGUAGGACGGGGAGCUCAACAACAGCGUAUACCAGCUCACAAACUAGUCCUGUCUUCUGGAAGUGCCGUAUUUUAUGCAAUGUUUAACGGAACACUUGCUACAGCUUCUUCAGAAAUAGAAGUACCUGAUGUAGAACCAGCUGCUUUUUUGGCAGUUCUUCUUUUUUUAUAUACAGAUGAGAUACAAAUAGAUCCUGAAACUGUGAUGACGACGUUGUAUACUGCUAAGAAGUAUGCCGUUUCUGCUUUAGAAAAGCACUGUGUCGAUUUUUUGAAGAAUAAUUUAACCAGUGACAAUGCUUUUUUACUUUUAACGCAAGCUCGUUUGUUCGAUGAACCUCAAUUAGCAGCAGUCUGCUUGGAUACUAUCGAUAGAUUUACCACAGAAGCCCUAAAUGCUGAUGGAUUUGUGGAUAUUGAUAUUGAUACGUUAAUGGUUGUUUUGGAAAGAGAUACACUUCGAGUCAGGGAAUCUAAAAUAUUUCAGGCAGUGUUAAGAUGGUCAGAGGCAGAAUGUAUAAGGCAGCAAUUGCCAGUUGUUCCAAAGAAUCAACGUUUGGUUUUAGGCAAUGCUCUUUCUCUAGUUCGUUUUCCUCUUAUGUCCAAAGAGGAAUUUACUGCCGGUCCAGCACAAUCUGGAUUAUUAAAUCAUUCUGAGGUUUUAUCUUUAUUUUGCUAUUUCAUACUGAACCCAAAGCCAACAGUAAGUUUUCAAACUAUGCCACGUUGUUGUAUGACUGGGAAAGAACAGACUGUGUGUAGAUUUCAGCAUACCAAAAGUAAAUGGGGUUACAAUGGAACAAGUGAUCGUAUUCGAUUUAGCGUGGAUAGACGGAUAUUCCUUAUUGGUUAUGGAGUUUAUGGCAGUAUGCAUGGAUCUGCGAUAUACGAAGUAUUAGUUGAGUUAAUACAUACAGCAUCUGGGAAAGUAAUAGCCUCGAAUUCAACAACAUUCAGUUGUGAUGGUUCAAAGUAUACUUAUCGUUUAAUGUUUAAAGAUUUAGCCGAAAUUUUACCAAACACUAUUUAUACAGCAUCUGCAACAUUUAAGGGUCCUUAUUCUCAUUAUGGAACAAAAGGUGUGAAAACGAUAUUGGUUGAUUGCGAUUCUGGAAAUGGAAGAGUAAAAUUUGAUUUUAAUAUCGAAGCUGGUGAUAAUAAUGGAACUUCCGUCGAAGAAGGACAAAUUCCUGAGCUUAUCUUUUACACUUAAGAAAAUACCGUGGACACAAAUAUAACAUUCCUCCCGUUACCUUAUUCAUUGCUCUUUAAUCGAUAAAUUAUUUAUAAAUUAAAUUGUAUAAAGAUAGAUUAUAUUUUGUUUCGAUCGAAAUAUGUUCAUAUUUUACGGAUGUCAAAUAGAGUGAUGUAGUCAGCAUAAAUAGUCCACGAACAUGCCAAAGGAUUAAGCAAUUUUAAAUUUUGUUAUGAACGGUGUCUUCGAUUUAUAUUAAGGGAUGCAGCUUUUGCUUAAGCUUUAUUCUGUUGACAAAUGGUGCUUAGAUCUUUCUGUAUCAUACUGAGCACUGGGAAUGGAAAUUGUGAGUCUUAAGAGGGCCUUAUUACAAAAAGAGACUGAUCUGUGCCACUGAUACACAUUCAAAUGUGAAGUAAAUAUUUUAUCUUUUCAUUAUCUAAUUAAUCAAAAUUCCAUUCUGCAAUCGAUAUCAAUUAUUACAACUGAAGACAAUCUGUCUAUUUUUCUAUCCUUUUGAUUAGUGUAUACUUGAAACAAGAAGAUAAUUAAAUAUUUGAAAAGGAAAAGAAAUAUAAAACAGAAAAAGAGAGAGAGAGAAGUUUUGUUAUUUAAACGAAAUAGCAAUGAAAAACAAUUAUUUUUUUCUCAAUAAAUAUAUAUGUUGAUUAAAAAUAGCUAAUAAAACAACAUAUGCAAUGUAUCUCAAUGCAAAGCAAGAAUAACAGAGCCUAAUGCUUCUGAAAUAUUUUUUAGUAAAAAUUAGUUUUAAGAGGAAUCUCAUAUCGAUUUUGGAAAGUAUGCAAUAUUCUCUAUAUAGACGUAUUUCACAAUCUAAUAUAAAAAAAAAAAAGUUAAUGAAGAAGAACAGUUGUUCAAAAGAAUAGUAAAACAUUAGUGUCUAAGAACUACAACCAUGUUUGAAUAUUCUUCCUUAAGGGUUAAUAAUAUGAAGGAAGAUAUAAUAUAUUCGUCGAUUUCUAAUGUUUUAUUAUUCUUUACGACAAUUGUCUCUGAUUAUGAUAUUGCUCCUAACAUUAUUACAUUUUUUAGUAAAAGAUUGUUCUGAAGUAUCUACACAUUCUUAUUAGAAACAAAAAAAAAUAACAAAGUUAAAACAAUAUAACCCUUUCUAAUCAUAUUAUUUAGUUGCCACUGGAUUUGAAGGAAAAUAUUACAGAAUUUAUGAACUUCUUCCAUUAUUAGAUGAGACAACAAUAUAAAUUUUGAGAUUUGCUUCAAUAUCGAUUGACAAUGCAACCGAGUCAACAAUAUAAAAAUAUCUGCACAAGAAAUAUUAAACUAAUCCUAGCAAUAUUAUUUUUCAUUAGCAUUAUAAUUGCGUGAACAAUAAUUUGUAAUUAAAAUUCAAUUGUAUUUAUAGAACAGAAAUGCACAUAUAAUGUUAAGUACUGAAAUAAAGUAUUUGUUCAAUGA